AUGGAGUCGCGUUACUCGUUGCGGAACGAGAGCCUCACCGAGGGGCUUGUGCUGGCCUCUUCUGCGAGCAAACACGACGCGCUGUUUCCGCAGCGGCGGUACGGCGCCUCCAAGGCGCACCCGCAGAUCAAGAUUGAGCCAAGCUGCCUCGUCUUCCCCCCGCCGCACUUUGGGCGUUGUAUCCAGAAUGCCAUCUCCAUCUACAACGUGUCGAAGCAGCCGUGCGUGUUCAAGAUGCGCAGCCAAAACCCCGAGCGGUACGUGGCGAAGCCGCAUGUCGCCAUUGUGGCACCGGAGUCUGCAACGCGCAGCUUCGUGACGCUCCGCGACAUGAACACGCUGGGAAUGAAGAAUUUGCCCGAGGGAACGCAAGACCGCUUCCGCUUCUCGCUGAAGCUCUACAACCCCACGACGGUGGACCCGUCGCUCUCGCCGAAGGACUUGUGGAACCUGCUGACGGAGCGCGGGGACAAGGUGGAUCAUGAGCAGGACCUGAUUGCAUAUUUCACAAAGAGAGACACGCCCGUGGGCGGCCUCGUCACUUUCUUCCCACCCACGUAUAUCCCUGUCAUCCCGCCAGCCGUGCCCAAGGCGGCGCCGCCCCCCAACUCGGCGACAGCGCCGACAUCGGCACACACUAGCAGCAGCACCGCCACGCGCGUCCUCAACAGGGACGGGAGCACUGUAGCGCAGAGGAAGAAGGCAGCCGGCGCGGCCGGCGGCGGCGCUACGUCCCAUUUUCUUGCUGCUUCCGAUGCGGUGAAGGAGUGGGCGAAGGCUGCCGCUACGAUGCGCGGCCUCUGGCUUGGCGUGUUCGCGGCGGCUCUAAUCAUGCUUUCUGUAGCCGUUGUGACGAGUCGCAUGUGGGGCGCCGGUGACGCUGCAGCCGGUCGGAUGCAGGCCACGGCAGCCUCCGGUUGCCCCGCUCCGCAGGCGCAUGCGAUGCAAGCGGGUAGGGCCGAUUACACGGUACCUGCUGCGCCACCGCCGAAUCAUGCGGAGCCGGUGACGCACUAUGAUGUGCCUGCGGCUAAGCCCGUGCAGACGCAGCAGCAUCCGCAACAUCACGGGGAGCAUCCGAACAUCCAUCCCAAGGCUGCCUCACCCAUAGUCGGUCCACCCUAUGCGUAUCACAAGGCGCCACCCGCGCAAGAGGAGGUGCAUCAUAACCGUCAUGAGCAUUGGCGGCAUCUGGAGGCGCCUGUGGAGCCCGCGGUGGCGGGGCCGGUUCACGGCACGCAAGCUGAACAGGCCGCUCCUCAGGAGCAGCAGUGGCAAGAACGAACCUUGGACUAUGCACAGCAGCAGCGGGAAUCCCACUCCGAGCAGAAUCGCUACCAAGAAGGACCCUAUGCUCGACCGUAG
Molecule: messenger RNA, 1365 nt
Organism: Leishmania major strain Friedlin
Lineage: Eukaryota; Euglenozoa; Kinetoplastea; Trypanosomatida; Trypanosomatidae
Exons: 1
Coding region: 1-1365 (454 amino acids)
Source: RefSeq, a predicted model, not a curated record